Microthlaspi erraticum is the source of this 741-nucleotide messenger RNA. NCBI's taxonomy places the organism in Eukaryota, Viridiplantae, Streptophyta, Magnoliopsida, Brassicales, Brassicaceae. The record is from the annotation of a GenBank genome assembly.
AUGGACCGUAGACCUUGCUGGGAAGCUCUGGUCAUAUUUCUAAACGGGUCUGGUCGGCGUAAUGGGCUCUGGUUGGAUCUGGGCCGAUCCAAUAAGGGGGUGACAGGCCCAUUAUUAACAGUUGUCUCCCCAAGACCGCGAGUGGGACGCGUGCGCCCUAGCUCGGCGGUCAUAGGCGCCUCUUCGGAUUCCCGCUCAUGCACUGGUUGUCCGUUUCGGCGGAGGUUGUUCUUCUCACGCGUAAUCAUUGCGUCGUUUAAUCUUCCAAACUCCUUCUAUAAAAACCCGUCCCCCUCUUCUCAUUUCUUCACUUUCCUCUCGCAGCCUCUCAAGCAUCUCUCUGUACUCUUCCAUCUUCUUCCGAGCAUUUCUCCGAGCUUCUUCCGAUCUCGUGGGUUCGUGGGUCCCGUCAAGUUCCGAUUUGCUUCAAGCUCCUCUUUGUCUUCUCGGUCGGAGGACCAUGGUGGUGACGAAUCUCCGGAUAAUUCCGUGAACUCAGAUUUUGUCACUCCGGAAUCUUCUCCUGAUCGGGGGACUCUGUCAGAGACUCCCGAAAUUAACCGUCGAUGUAAUCGUCUGAGCUCUCCCAGUUCCCGUCGAUCGAGAAAAGCGAAAUCCGACCAAGCCCUUAAACGUCGCAAGGUCGUGCCGUCGGGGCCGUCUUCGUCUUGGCGAAUAUUAACUCCCGUCGAGGUGAACAACCGUAUUUUCGCGGACAACGGCGACGCUCUGAUCAAUUGA